AUGUCGGCCGCUCGAUCACCUGAUACAGCAUCACCCAUCUACCCCGACCGCGCUAUCCGACCGCUACCGAAAAGCAAGCUCAAGUCGAAGCUCUCGCCCGAGCAGGUCUCCCACAUCUCCUAUCCUCCCGAACCAUCACCGGACAGCGUUGCACUCUACCUUAAUGGCCAAGAUGGUACGAAUGGCAAUGGGGCUGCAGCACGUGUGACAAACGGAGAGGUCAGGCAGGGCCGGCAUCAACCUCAUCAUCCGCGGACAGAGCAUGGACAUGUUCACAACCACUGCACGUGCGGUGAGGAGAUUGACAGCGGAGAUGAGGAGGUGGAGUUUGACCACCCCGACUAUCGGUAUGCGCCGCCAGCAACCAACGGCGCAGUGGCAGGACAGGACAAGGUGCUGGACGGCGUGCAGCGAAGGUUGAUGGAGGCCGCGCGUAUGCCCAUUAAGCCGCCUCCACCAGGCUCAACCGCAUCCAGCGCAGAUGGGUACGAGAGCUUCGAGAACAUGAGCAACAAGAAGAAGCGCAAGAUACCGCAGCUCGGAACACCGAGCAUGCAUCAGAGCCAGCUGAGCGCGGAGAUGGCGAACAUGGGCAUCAGUGCAUCGACGGACGGAGGAGCGGAUGAUGUGCGUGGGCCAGGUGGAGCCGCGGCGACCCGGCAGCAGGCUGCAUCAGUACAAUCCGGUACGGGUAUCAGCGGCGCAGGGCGUGGCAGGUACGGGAGACAGAACGGAAGGCCCGAUCAUGGCGUGCGGCGGCCGUUGGCAAGCUCGAACAUGAACGCGGUCAAUGGCUACAAUUCUCGUUUGCCUCCGAGACAUGUUUCUGCCGAUGCAGGGAUCGAAAACACCGGCGGCAUCAUUUCGCAAGCAAUCAAGACCGCUGCCGAACAAGGGCCUCUCACUCCGCAGAAAGGGCAGGAUAGCGGAUCGCUUCUGCAAUCAGCUGCUUCUAAUUCAUCAGCGACUUCCGGCACGCGAACGCAGUUCACCUUCACCAUGGAGUCGGAGAGCGGGAACAAGAUGGUGGAUCAGCAGAGUGCAGCCGCCGCCGCCGCCGCAAUGGCCACGCCUACUCCUCAACAGCGUGUAGUUAACGGUCAGCCUCCUAAUCCUGGAGCCGGUGGCAGAGCAGUGCCAGGUCAAGCUCCUCGCCAAGCUCCUCUCCCCCAAAACCACCGCGACCCCAACUCACCCUCCGCGCAACCUCCCAAACCCCGCCGCCGACCCUCCAAGCAAUUUGCCAUGGCCGCCCAACGCCGCCGCAUCAACCAGCAAUACGACAACUACCACUCCCGCCCCUCCAAAGACAACAUGUGGAUCUGCGAGUUCUGCGAAUACGAAAGCAUCUUCGGCGUGCCCCCCUACGCCCUCAUCCGGCAAUACGAAAUCAAAGACCGCAAAGCCCGGCAGAAAGAAGCCGAGAAGCGUCGUCUCCUCGACAAAGCGAAGGCGCGGAACCGCAGGGGAAAGAAGGGGAGUAAGAAGCAGAACGCCAACAACGCCGCCGCGGCACAACAUCCCUCGAACAAUGGUGCUGGUGGCGCCGGACAUCACGGGGCAUACGACCCGAACCUCCCGCCUCCGCAACCGGGGGAAGAGGAGGAGUACUACGAUGACGAAGACGGGUAUGAAGGGGAUGAGUACGAUCCCAUCGGCGGCGGUGGCGAUGGGGGAGGCAGAGGCGAUGGGGGCGAGGAGAUUGAGUAUGAUGAUGAUGCAUAUUUUGCUGCGAAUCCGCCUGCUCCUGCUCCGCCGCCUGCUGUGUCUGCUGCUGGAGUUGGGAGCGGUGGUGGAGGGGCAGGAGGGGGAGGAGGAGGCAGGCAGCAGAGGUCGUCUGGGUAG
Saxophila tyrrhenica is the source of this 1845-nucleotide messenger RNA. RefSeq lists its product as uncharacterized. The record is from RefSeq and is a predicted model, not a curated record. The transcript has 3 exons. The coding region runs from base 1 to 1845 and encodes 614 amino acids. NCBI's taxonomy places the organism in Eukaryota, Fungi, Ascomycota, Dothideomycetes, Mycosphaerellales, Extremaceae.